AUGACGUCCUCUGGCUGUCCCAGCUCCUGGCUCUGUGAGGGAAAGCAGGAUUCUGCUAUGCAGAGCAGAGCUCAGAGGAAAAAACCAGGACCAGAACCACAACCCAGUUGUGUGUCCUUUAAAAGUGACCAGUCAAUGGGCAGGUUUAUUGAUUUCAGACAGGAUUUUUCAUCCGACAAACAGAUCCUUCAGAGACUCAGACCUGGAUCUGAACCUGGACCUGAACCUGGACCUGAACCUGGACCUGAACCUGGACCUGAACCCAGCUGUGUGUCCAUGAAGAGUGACUGGUCAAUGAUAGAUCCCAUUAACUUCAAACCAGCCCAUCAUCCAUCAUUUGAGAUAGUGGAGCAUCAGGGCUCAGAGGUUCCCAGUGCUCAGUCUAGCCAGCAGCAUCCAACACAGCUGGACUCCAUCUUUAUGCUGCUGGAGGACAACAUGCUAAUUUUUGUGAAAGAGGAGCUGAAGAGGAUGCAGAGGGCUCUGAGUCCAGAUGACCCACAAUGCUUAGAGAGUCAGAGGGAGGAUGAGGAUGCAGAGCAGAUGAGCAGCAGAGAGGCACUAGUGAAGAUCACAGUGCACUUCCUGAGGAGAAUGAAGCAGGAGGAGCUGGCUGAGCGUCUGAGGAGCAAACAUUGUGCUGCAGUUUGUGGACUGGUCAAAGCCUCAAAGAAAGCUCUGCUCAGUGACUGUAACCUCUCAGAAAGAAGCUGUGAAGCUCUGUCCACAAUUCUCAGCUCUCAGUCCUCCAGUCUGACACAUCUGGACCUCAGUAACAACCAGCUGGAGGAUUCAGGAGUGAAACAUGUUUCUGCUGGAGUGGAAAGUCCAAACUGCAGACUGGAAACACUAAGACUGGAAACACUCAGCCUGUCCAGCUGUGGGAUCUCGGAAGAAGGCUGUUCCUCUCUGGCCUCAGCUGUGACCUCCAAUCCCUCCCAUCUGAAGGAGCUGGACCUGAGCUCCAACCAUCCAGGAGAUUCAGGUGUGAAGCUGCUGAUGGCUGCUCUGAAGGAUCCACACAAACUCAGACUUGCAGAUUGUGGACUGUCAGAGAGUGUCUGUGAAGCUGUGGCCUCUGCUUUAAAGUCCAGCCCCUCCCAUCUGAAAGAACUGGACCUGAGUAGAAAUGAACUGAUGGAUUCAGGAGGGAAACAUCUUUCUGCUGGACUGGAAAGUCCAAACUGCAAACUGGAGACUCUGAGAUUGCUGGACUGCAGGUUGUCCGACAUCAGCUGUGCUUCACUGGUAUCAGCUCUGAGGUCCAACCCCUCCAACCUGAAAGAACUGGACCUGAGCCAGAACAACAUCUCUGACUGUCUGAUGGAGGAGCUGAGCAGCUUACUGCAGAGUCCACUUUGUGGACUGAAGACUUUGAGAUUGAUGGACUGCAGAUUACUGAAGACUCUGAGGUUGGAGGGCUGCAGGUUGUCACAGAUCAGCUGUGCUUCUCUGAUCUCAGCUGUGAUGUCCAACCCCUCCCAUCUGACAGAACUGGACCUGCGUUCCAACAGACUGAAGGAUUCAGAUGUUCAACAGCUGUUGGAUCUUCAGCAGCGUCCACACAACAAACUGCAGACUCUGAGAUGGUGGUGGUGA
Molecule: messenger RNA, 1599 nt
Organism: Menidia menidia (Atlantic silverside)
Lineage: Eukaryota; Metazoa; Chordata; Actinopteri; Atheriniformes; Atherinopsidae
Source: the annotation of a GenBank genome assembly